CCCCGCUUCUCCGUCCAGAGGGGAGGUGGAUAGACGGGUGGCUAGGCAGCGAAGUGACGGCCAAGAGGAUUUACGGCACUCCCGAGACCGAGUGCGCACCAGAGCAGGCUCCGCUCACAACAGACACUGGAACAGGGAACGAUGACCCGCAGUCCCUUGGUGGUCUUGCUCGCGGUUCUGUGCCUAAUUGGCACAGUCCGUUGCUUGCCGAAGAAUAAAAGGCAAGCUUCCAUCUCGACCCCUCAACGCACUCCGGAUGGCUGCUAUGUUGGGAAUCGACUUUAUAAAUUUAACGAGCAGUGGGAAAGGGACUAUCUUGGCAAAACCCUGAUCUGUACCUGCUUUGGAGACAAUGGAGUAAACUGUGAAAGCAAGCAUGAAGCGGAAGAGACCUGCUUUGACAAGUACAAUGGUCGCUCCUACCGUGUAGGGGAGACCUAUGAGCGGCCAAAGGAAGGAAUGAUCUGGGACUGUACCUGCCUCGGGAAUGGCCGAGGAAAGAUCAGCUGCACAAUUACAAACCGCUGUCAUGAGUCCGGUCAGUCUUACAAGAUUGGUGACAUCUGGCGGCGUCCUCACGAGACUGGAAGCUAUAUGUUGGAGUGUGUGUGUCUGGGCAAUGGCAAAGGGGAGUGGACAUGUAAACCAGUAGCGGAGAGGUGUUAUGAUAAUAAUGCUGGCACCUCCUACGUGAUUGGAGAGACCUGGGAGAAGUCUUACCAGGGUUGGAUGAUGGUUGAUUGCACUUGUCUGGGCGAGGGCAGCGGCCGCAUCACGUGCACGUCUCGUAAUAGGUGUAAUGAUCAGGAUACCAGGACAUCUUAUAGAAUUGGAGACACCUGGACCAAGACGGAUAACCGUGGGCACCUCCUUCAGUGUAUCUGCACGGGCAAUGGACGUGGGGAGUGGAAGUGUGAGCGACAUGGCUCUCUGCUGACAACGGGUCACGGCACUGGAUCCCAAGUGGUCACUAGCAUUCAUCCGGCUAUACACAUCCCACAACCACAGCCUCCUCCACCCACUGAAGGAACCUGCAUAACCGACUCUGGUGUUUCCUACUUUGAGGGCAUGCGAUGGGUGAAGACCCAGGGCACCAAGCAGAUGUUGUGCACUUGCCUAGGCAACGGGGUCAGCUGUGCGGAGAUGGUUUCUUCCCAGGUCUAUGGAGGCAAUUCCGAUGGCCAACCAUGUGUCUUCCCAUUCACAUUUAUGGGCAAGUCUUACUAUUCCUGCACCUCGGCAGGGCGAAAUGAUGGUCAGUUAUGGUGUAGCACCACGUCAAACUUUGAAGAUGACCGCAAGUACUCCUUCUGCGUGACUGAAAAUGUACACAUUGCUACUCGAGGAGGCAACUCUAAUGGAGCCCUGUGCCACUUCCCCUUUGUGUACAGUGGGCGCAAUUACACAGAAUGCACAGCUGAUGGCCGCCGUGAUGGAAUGAAAUGGUGUGGAACAACUCUUAACUUUGAUGGGGACCAGAAAUUUGGGUUCUGUCCAAUGGCUGCUCACGAAGAAGUGUGCACCACAAGCGAAGGUGUCAUGUAUCAUGUGGGUGACCAGUGGGACAAGCGGCAUGAUGUGCUCGGUCACAUGAUGAGAUGUACUUGUGUCGGGAACGGGCGCGGCGAGUGGAACUGCAUUGCAUACUCUCAGCUGAAAGAUCAGUGCAUCGUUGACGGACUAACGUAUGAAGUGAACCAGACCUUCACCAAGCGUCACGAUGAGGGUUACAUGAUGAAUUGUACCUGCUUUGGCCAGGGCCGUGGCCGGUGGAAAUGUGAUGCUAUAGACCAGUGCCAGGAGCCAGAGACUCGGGUGUUUUACCAGAUUGGUGAGACUUGGGACAAAGCUAUCCAUGGAGUUCACUAUCGCUGUGUAUGUUAUGGAAAUGGAAUUGGAGAGCUGAGUUGUGAGCCGACGCAAACCUACCCAGGUCGCAGGCCAGUGGAGGUCCUCAUUACAGAAACUGGCAAUCAGCCGGACUCUCACCCAAUUCAGUGGAAUGCGCCUCAGUCUGCCCACAUUGCCCAGUACACCCUGAAGUGGAGACCGAAAAACAGCCGAAUUCAGUGGCAGGAGGUGACUGUCCCCGGACAUCUCAACUCUUACACAAUCAAGGGCCUCCGGCCAGGAAUCACCUAUGAGGGCCAGCUGAUCAGCAUUUUGCGCUUUGGACAGAGAGAAGUCACUCACUUUGAGUUUACUACAACAUUUGGCACAAGACACUCCUCUGAAGGAGAGACAACACAGCCACCUCCAGUGGUCACCAUGUCCGAGUCUGUAUCAGAGAUCACUUCCAGCAGCUUUGUGAUUUCCUGGGUUUCUGCUUCUGACACGGUUUCUGGCUUCCGGGUAGAAUAUGAGCUUAGUGAGGAGGGGUCCAAGACUGAGGUCUUUGAACUCCCUGGAUCAGCCACUUCUGUCAACAUCCCUGACCUGCUUCCAGGACGCAAGUAUGUCGUAAACGUUUUUGAAAUCACAGAGGAAGGCGAGAAGAAUCUCAUUCUUUCCACCACUCAGACCACAGCCCCUGAUGCACCGAAGGAUCACUCCAUUGAUGACGUAGGAGAAACCUCCAUUGUUGUUCGCUGGUCGAAACCUCAGGCUCCAAUCACAGGAUACAGAGUGGUUUACACGCCAUCUGUUGAAGGAAGUCGCACUGAAAUUAACCUGCCCGAUACCGCCACCUCUGUGACCCUGGGUGACCUGUUGCCUGGAGUGCAGUACAACAUUAGCAUCUAUGCUGUGGAGGAGAACCAGGAGAGCGAGCCUAUAGUCAUCCAGCAGACAACUGCUGGGGAACCACAGCCAGCUGUGGUUCCUGCUCCUUCUGACCUGCAGUUUGUAAAAGUUACUGACACAAAGGUGACCAUCACGUGGACUCCUCCUUCAAAGGACAUCUCGGAGUAUCAUGUGACCAUUCUCCCCAUCACUCCCCCUGGCCGAACAGAAGAUGCCCUGCAGCUGCCAGUCAGUGGACGGUCCGUGGAGGAAAUUUCUGGACUUCAGCCUGGGACUACUUACCGUGUCCAGGUUUAUGCGAUCUACCACAGCACAAGGAGUUCACCCCUAGUUGGCGAUGUCACCACGAAACUGGACAAACCUACAGGAAUUCAGUUCCACAAUAUCUCCGAAAGCACAGCUGUGGUAGCCUGGACUGCUCCUCGAGCUAAAAUUGCUGGCUACAGGCUCCGACUUAGCACGUCUGGAGGACAACCAAGGUCCUUCAAUGUCGCUCCGAAAGUGGUCCAUUACACUCUGAGGAACCUGCACCCGGAUACAGAGUACACCGUCUCGGUCAUCGCAGUGAAGGGCAACCAGCAGAGUGAAGCCUUGGCCGGCAUUUUCAACACCCUGGAGGCAACUGGAAGCUCCCCACGUUAUAGCACAGAAGUGACUGACACCUCGAUCAUCAUCACCUGGACACCAGCGGCAAGGUUCAGCUACAAGCUGGCAAUACGACCAAGCCAGGGUGGUGAAGCACCAAGGGAGGUCAUCUCGGAUUCAGGCAGCAUUUAUAUUUCUGGGCUGACUCCCGGAGUGGAGUACACCUACAGCAUCCAGCCGAUUGUGAAUGGACACGAGCGAGGGACCCCCAUCACCAAGAACGUGGUCACACCGCUGUCUCCUCCAAGUGACUUGAGUCUAAAAUCCAAUCCAUCGACCGGAGAGCUAAUAGUGUCAUGGGAUGCCACCAAAACGCCAGAUGCCACUGGCUACAGAGUGACUUGCACUCCCCUUGAUGGUCAGCAUGGCAAUUCCAUUGAGGAGUUUGUAAAGGCAGGCCAGACCUCCUGUACUCUGGAGAACCUGAGACCAGGCGUGGAGUACAAUGUCAGCGUUUACACGGUAAAGAAUGACAUGGAGAGUAGUCCUGUGUCCACCACUGUCAUGCAGGAAGUGCCACGGCUCUCUGACCUUGACUUUGUGGAUGUUACUGACACGACUAUUGGCCUGCGCUGGACACCACUUAACUACACCGCCAUCACAGGCUUUCGCAUCACAGUUGUGGCGGCAGGGGAGAGCGUUCCUGUUUUUGAAGACUUUGUGGAACCCUCUACCAGUUACUACACCGUGUACGGUCUGGAGCCUGGCAUAGACUAUGACAUCAGCGUGAUCACCUUGGUGGACGGUGGUGAGAGCAAACCUGCCACCGUAACUCAACAGACAGCUGUCCCAUCGCCAACCAACCUCAGGUUUACCGGGGUUGGACCAGACUCCAUGCAAGUGUCCUGGACUGCCCCAGAAUCCAUAGAUAUCUCCCACUUCAUGGUGCGCUAUGCUCCAGCAAAGAAGGAAGAGGAUGUGACGGAGCGCCGUAUCCCAGGAAGCAGCAAUUCGAUGACCCUGUCUAAUCUCUUACAAGGCAAACCUGGCAGGGACACAGUCAACACGGAGUUACUAAAUGCCCCAAGCAGCACCGGCCCUGGUAUAGGGGGCCAAGCGGCCAGGGCACCCACCUCCGGAGGGCCGAGACAUCACCGGUGUAGGCAGCAAACAGAAGAUUGA
Polypterus senegalus (gray bichir) is the source of this 4509-nucleotide messenger RNA. RefSeq names its product fibronectin-like. The record is from RefSeq and is a predicted model, not a curated record. The coding region runs from base 142 to 4509 and encodes 1455 amino acids. Gene Ontology annotation, cellular component: extracellular region. The transcript is spliced from 28 exons. Gene Ontology annotation, molecular function: protein binding. NCBI's taxonomy places the organism in Eukaryota, Metazoa, Chordata, Cladistia, Polypteriformes, Polypteridae.